UGUGAAACUUGAAAGACUUGAACGUGUAUUUAAUGGGAAGUAUACAGAAAUACGUUUAUUCUCUCAGAACUCAACCAACACCCUCUGCUCUCAGACUAACAACCAAAAAUGGCUUCAGGUCCAAGUUCAGGUCUCACCAUCGUCCUUCUGGGAAACUCAGGUGUUGGCAAAAGUGCUUCAGGAAACACCAUCCUGGGACGAAAAGCAUUUGUGUCAAAACGUUCCUUCACCUCAGUGACAAAAGAAGUCUCUAAAGAAACUGACAGGGUGUUUGGGAAACAGAUCUCAGUGCAGGGCACUCCGGGAAUAUUAGGAUCCGAGAAGGAGGUUACAACCUUGUGUCAAGAUCUCCUGAAGUCCAAGGAACCUUGUUUGUUCCUGAUAGUGGUUAAAAUAGAUCGAUUCACUAUUGAGCAGAACAACUCUGUGGAGGCAGCGAUCAGAGUCAUUGGCGGUGAGGGGUUUGAGAACUGUCACCUGCUCUUCACAUCAGGGGAUGCCCUCAAUGACAUGCCGUUGGAUGAUUUCAUCAAUGACGAUCCAGAGAGUCCUCUUCCAACACUUGUUGAAAGAUUUAAAAAGCGAUAUUAUGUGUUCAACAAUGAAAAUGGUGGACCGGAACAAGUCCGACAUCUGCUGGAGAAGUCCGGUCACCUCAGUGACGUGGUGUCCGAUCCUCCUGGUGAUCCGAGGAGGAUGGUGCUGCUCGGUCUGCCUGGACAGGGAACAAGUGCAUCAGGAAACACCAUCCUGGGAUCCAUUCAGUUUAAAUCAGACUGUGGCUUUAAAGGAGUAAGUACAGAAGCUGUUUCUAAAACAGCCACAGUGGAGGGUCGUCAGGUCACAGUGGUCGACACUCCAGGAUUCCCUGAUGAAGAUCAUGAACACCUUUUCAGGGAGAUCAUGAUGUCAGUAGAAAAGGCUGCGCCGCAUGCCCUCAUCAUUGUGUUGAAGAUAAACAGGAUCUCUAAAGCAGAAAUUUUGUUGUUUGAGAUGCUGCCAACACUCUUUGGCAAAGAUGUUGGUAAACAUAUGAUGGUCCUUUUCACUCACGGGGAUGACCUGAAAGGCAAGUCCAUUAAGGAUUUGAUUAAGGCUGAGAGAUCUGUGUCUGACCUAGUACGCAAGUGUGCAGGUAGCUACAGUGUGUUUGACAACACAAAGAGAGGAAACAGGGUGCAGGUUAAACGUCUUCUGGAUAAAAUGGAUGAGAUGGUAACAGCCAAUAACGGAAAGCACUUCAUCUCCGAGAGGUCCACACGGGUUCAAAUGCUAUCAGGAGGGUCCGAAAGAGUCAGCGAAACGACAACUACUCAGUUUUGGCUGGACCUCUUUAAAUGGUUCAUGGAGUGGCUCUUAAAAUUACUUGCGGUUUAUAAUGGAAUGCCAAUGCUUGCAGCUAUGAGACAGUUGUAGUCAAUUGUGGAUGGUGGUAAUGGAGAGGCUGCAGGCUUAGUAGCAGUGUGGGAUGAGGUUUCACCGCCUGUUUCAUGAAAACAACAUUUAUACGACAAAAAGGUUUCACUUAAUAUAUUUUAAUUAUGUACUUGAUUUCUUCGUUAUGAUCAGAGAGAUGUUUUCCGUUAGUUCAGGAAGUAAUAUGUUAUUGUACUUCCAGCAAGUGUUGAGUCGAUCGGGUGAAUGAUUGUUGGGGGAAUGAAAGGACAGACAAAGGUUCCUUCCAUUUGAAUCAGAAACCAAAACACUUUGCUUCAGGAGAGAUGGUGCUUAUGUUUUUCAAAUGAAAAUGAACAAGUCAUGUAUCAGGCUUCAAGUCACCAGUUACUAGACCAUAAAGAUCUCAUUGUUUCCGAACCUGAACCAGAGAAACAGUUUAAUCAGGAUUUAGUGAAAACAAAUGAAACACUAAGUCAGGAAAUGUUUUGCAGAUACAUUGAAACAUCUCCUGUUGACAGGAAAGGUAAUGCGGUAAGCAUUUUGUUUCUUUUAAAGUAUAUUUUCCAUUAAAAAUAAGUACGAUGGAAAUGAACACAGUACAGUAACUGUUUUUGUUGAUGUUCAUCACCAGAGUGGUUUGUUGUAUGUCAAUCUCUGAUUUUCACUUUGGGUCAUUUUAUUCCUUUCUACAUGAAUGUAUUUUAACUAGUUUUAAUGUGUGAUGAUAUAAUCAGAAUAUAAAUGAUGUCAGAUGUUUUGUUAUUGGGUGAUUACGUGUAAUAAACUCAUAUAAAACACAUGAUUUAAGUUGCUGAUAAAUAAUAUGAAUGAAAUAUAAAAAAUAAAUAAAGCAUGAUUCCUAACAUUGUUACAGUUUGGAUUGGGAGAAUUUUAUUUUGACUUAAAAUGUAAUAUGAUUUUUUUUUAUUGUAUUGAUUUCAUACAAAUUAAAAUUAAAAUCUC
Messenger RNA from Trematomus bernacchii (emerald rockcod), 2361 nucleotides. RefSeq names its product GTPase IMAP family member 8-like. Bases 109 to 1416 code for a protein of 435 amino acids. Gene Ontology annotation, molecular function: GTP binding. The record is from RefSeq and is a predicted model, not a curated record. Lineage: Eukaryota; Metazoa; Chordata; Actinopteri; Perciformes; Nototheniidae. The transcript is spliced from 4 exons.